GCCAUAUCCACGAAAGUGUCUAAGGCCGAUGCUACUUAAGCACAAAAUCAUACAUAGCUUAUGGUCAACGAGUUAGGGCCGUCGUAACUUAUCGUGCUUAGACCAUUCUCUGUUGAUGUCGCUCGUCUCGCUAGAACGCACAGCGAGCAAAAUUUCGACAUGAAUCAUGUUAAAUAAAACAUAGUUAUACUUACAUUUUCUUUGUUUUUUAUUUUAAUAAUUUUACAAUACAAUUUUUGACCAAAUAACACGGAGUGAAUGACAGUAUUUCUUGGAAAAGAAAAAUAUUAAAAUACAUUCCCGUUGGAAACGAGAAUUUGUGUAAACAAACAGUCACCAGCUCAGUCACCAGCCUCACGUCCUAUACUGUACAACCUGCCUUCGGCGUUGUGUGUUCCAACUCUACCAGAUCUCCUCCUGUCCUACAAUACCAGUUGUCCAACGAUGGAAGCCACUCCACCCAGUAAACGGAAGAGGAAGGCAAACUGGGGGGAGAAAGAAACUUUCCGCCUGGCAGAACUGUACAUGGAUGAGGUACAAACCUUGAAGUCCAGCUUCAAGAUGCCGGGAGUUUCUAACAGGAAGAAACAUGAGAUAUGGGAACAAAUAGCCGAGGAGUUGAAUAACUCAUUCAACAACUACAGGACCUCGGCUGAAGUGAAGAAACGCUGGUUCUUCAUAAGUUCCCGGUCUCGGCAAAAAAUCCAGCGAUUCCGUGAGGAACGGAAUAGGACAGGUGGUGGUCCUCCUCCCCCUCCACUGGAUCCCAUUGACGAACUAAUUGAGGAUAUUCUGGGACCAGACAGCAAAACAAUAAUGGGUGAGCCUCAAGUCGAUGAUCUGAUGGAUGUCCUGCGUGCUGACAUAAAGGACGUGAGACCUGCUGCAGGAGGAGCAACAGCAGAUCCGUUGGUCGGUAUCAAUAGUUACGAAUCUGCAGAUGCACCAACUGUAAUAUAUGUUGAUGCAUCUGCAGAAGAAGCGCUUCCCCCUUCAUCCACCCCCUCAGAAGAUCCCACCACGGGACAAAUGGGAGCUGUAAAGGCAGUGGAGUCUGCUGCCCAGGAACACAAGGCAGCUGCUCAGGCAGUGGCAUCCGCUGCACGGGCCCAAGAGGCAGCUGCCCGAGCACAGAGAGUCCGCUGCGAGGGCCAAGGAGUCCGCUGCGAGGGCCAAGGAGUCCGCUGCGAGGGCCAAGGAGGCAGCUAUGCGGGCCAAGGAACAGGCUGCCAAGGAGAAAAUUGAGGCCAUGAGGCUUAAAGCUAGAUACUAUAAAUUUAAACUAGAAAAUAAUUAAACAUACAACCAAAUACUACUUCUGUUAUUUCUAACAUUAUUAAACUAUUAUAAGCUUAGUUCUCAUAUGUAUUGUAAUUUGUACUUAUACUGACACUGCUUUUUUUUGCAUAGUUUCUGACUAUACAAUUAGAAUUUUGACUGUGGAAAGAUAUACUAUGGUGAAGCUUUCUAGUCUCCUUUUUAGAAAACAAUCAUAAGAAGGUCAUCAGAAAUUGUGGUUAGGAGAUGAGAGACUAUGCUAAUGGGAAUUUAAAUUUAUCAUAAUGCAUUAAAAGGUAGGAAACAUUACCAAGGUAGGUACACGAGGCCCUGUUGGAGGACGUUCCAUCAGUCCUCAUUGCUGAGAAGAGAAAUGAUGACAUUAAGAGAAAUGUAUAAAAUCAAUGUGAAGCAAGUAUACUUAUUUAUCUAUUUUUAUCGAUCAUAUCUAUUUUUCCAUCUCUCACCUGUUCACCCAUCCGUCCCACUCCCCACUACCACCUUCAUCUCAUUAGUGAUCUUCCAAUAAGUAAUUAAUUAAAUUAGAACAUAAUACCAGUUUCUCUUGCAAAGAUUCAACUUACUUGAAAUGCAAGGUGCAGAAUGCAUCCCGAUAGGC
Molecule: messenger RNA, 1897 nt
Organism: Eriocheir sinensis (Chinese mitten crab)
Lineage: Eukaryota; Metazoa; Arthropoda; Malacostraca; Decapoda; Varunidae
Exons: 4
Coding region: 445-1245 (266 amino acids)
Cellular component (GO): nucleus
Source: RefSeq, a predicted model, not a curated record